Messenger RNA from Gregarina niphandrodes, 1494 nucleotides. Its product is annotated as putative WD domain, G-beta repeat protein. The record is from RefSeq and is a predicted model, not a curated record. Gene Ontology annotation, molecular function: protein binding. Bases 1 to 1494 code for a protein of 497 amino acids. The transcript is spliced from 2 exons. Lineage: Eukaryota; Apicomplexa; Conoidasida; Eugregarinorida; Gregarinidae.
AUGUACGCGCAGGCCCACCUGGCGCAGGUCCACCUGGCGCAAACUAGGCCGGGUCGUGCAUAUUUGGGGGGAAAAAUGAAUGAGCGUACUCCGGUGUCAGAGUCGGGGAAUCCUGAUGAGGGCCACCGUGACAAGGAGGAGGCGGAGUCAGAAUCUGAGGUUUCAGGAGCGAUGGACGAAGAAGAGGAAGAUAGCGGGCGGAUGUUUGAGUACAGUUGGACGUGCGAGGCCACAGACAACGCAGGCGUGUAUUCGAUUGACUCGCCGGCGCCGGGCUUGAUCUUGGCGGGCGGUGGAGACGAGGUAUUGUACGUGUUAGCUCUGUCGCAGGAAACGAAUUUGGAUGAGGGGGGGAUGUUGCACGGCGUCAUCUCCGAAGUCGCCAGCGGACUGUCCAAGGUGCACACGGACUCAGUGAACAAAAUUACGCUUACGAGUGACGGCAAAUACGCGGCAGCCUCAGGUCUGGACGGCAAGGUCUCAAUCUACAGUCUGGAACAGCCAUUGGGAAUACAGCAGCCAUCGGGAAUACAGCCGCCGACGGAAAUACAGCCGCCGACGGGAAUACAGACGCCAUUGGGAAUACAGACACCAACGGGAAUACAGACGCCAACGGGAAUACAGACACCAACGAGUAUACAGCCGUCGAUGUCGCCGGUGAGGCUGGUGAAUACGUUGGAGGGCAGUAGCGAGAUAGAGGAUAUUUGUUUCGCACCGGGCUCGUUGGCAUUGUUAGGUGCCUGUUCGGACGGGACGUGUUACGUGUGGCACGCGCUCAAGGGGUUCGUGGCGUGUUUUACGGGGCAUAAAGGACGUGUGAGUUGCGCGCGCUUCGUGUCUGCCGGUGAGCGCAAGUUCCAUUGCCUGACUGCGGGUGCGGACGGUUUCCUGUAUGUUUGGGAGCCGACGAGUGCAGAGUGUUUGGCACGCAUUAAAGUUUGCCAUGUGGACCCGGAGGAACUGAACGCGCAGCACGAAGGCGAACCCGCCGCCUGCGGUGUCCUAGCUUUGGACGUGCGCGAAGAACAACGUGUCGCACUCUGUGGCUGCGUCUCAGGCCAAGUCGUCGUCGUCAACUACGACGCAGGGACGGUAGUCAAGAAACUCAAGGCCCGUUCCGCCGUGGAGACUGUGCGCUUCUCACCGCCCUCCACCCAACAGUUCUUCGGGGGUGCCAUCUAUCUCGCCGCCGGCGAUUCCGAAGGCCAUAUCUACCUCGCCAACCUUUCCAUGAACGACUGGAGCCACAUACUCAACACCAACGGACCUCUCACGCAACUCGCUUGGACAGACCGAACAACUGAUGUCAAGCUCGUUGCUGCCAGCAGUGAGGACUGUAUCCGCAUGGUCGAAUGCCGAAGUGGUGAAGUCACCGACUCACUCUUCACCCAAAGGUCAGUCAUCUGCGACCUCCGACUCUUCCCCUGGGCAGAUAUCACCUGCGUCGCAGCCGCCACCGAAGAAGGUCAAGUGCUCCUCUGGCAGCUCGACUAA